AUGGCAUCUCGACCGGAGCUCCUAGCGCCGCCGGAGAUAUUCUACAACGACGAUGAAGCUCGGAAAUAUACAUCAUCUUCUCGAAUUAUAGAUAUUCAGGCCAAACUUUCUGAAAGAGCGUUGGAGCUCUUGGCUUUGCCGGAGGAUGGAAUGCCCAGAUUACUCCUUGAUAUUGGUUGUGGAUCAGGACUUAGUGGGGAGACACUAACUGAAAAUGGACACCACUGGAUUGGUUUGGAUAUAUCCCCAUCAAUGCUAGAUAUUGCAUUGGAGCGUGAAGCUGAGGGUGACCUUAUACUCGGUGACAUGGGUCAGGGCUUAGGACUUCGUCCUGGAGUUCUUGAUGGAGCAAUAAGUAUUUCAGCUGUUCAGUGGUUGUGCAACGCGGACAAGUCAUCCCAUGAGCCACGUCUGAGAUUGAAGGCCUUCUUUGGGUCGUUGUACAGAUGCUUGGCACGGGGAGCAAGGGCAGUGUUACAGGUCUACCCUGAAAAUUUGGCUCAACGUGAGCUGAUACUUGGUUUUGCCAUGCGAGCUGGGUUUUCAGGGGGCGUAGUUGUGGAUUAUCCGCAUAGUACUAAACAGAGGAAAGAGUAUCUUGUGCUCACUUGUGGACCACCAUCACUAAGUAGUACUGCUCCCCAAGGAAAAGGUGAAGAUGGGGAGGAGAUUUGUUCGGAUGAUGACAUCAGCAGUGGAGAUGAAGAGAACGGAUCUGUCCAUGUGUCAGAUAGGAACAGGCCAAGGAAAAAGCAAAAACUGAACAAGAAGGUUAAGGGAAGGGAAUGGGUUUUGCGAAAGAAGGAACAAAUGCGCCGGAAAGGCAAUUCGGUUCCUAUGGACACAAAGUAUACUGCCCGUAAGCGCAAAGCUCGGUUUUGA
This is a messenger RNA of Striga hermonthica, 882 nucleotides long. Lineage: Eukaryota; Viridiplantae; Streptophyta; Magnoliopsida; Lamiales; Orobanchaceae. The record is from the annotation of a GenBank genome assembly.